Molecule: messenger RNA, 3251 nt
Organism: Liolophura sinensis
Lineage: Eukaryota; Metazoa; Mollusca; Polyplacophora; Chitonida; Chitonidae
Product: trichohyalin-like
Exons: 3
Coding region: 200-2566 (788 amino acids)
Source: RefSeq, a predicted model, not a curated record
AAGGUAUGUUGGCUAGGAUACACAUACGCAGGUGCGCGCGACAAAUGAUCAUUUGACACAUCAUAACGAGACGCGCAUUGACAAAGGCCACACAAACAGUAGCGGCAUUGAAGUGUCAUCAAGGCGAUUUCUAUAAGAUGUGUUGUUGAGUCUCAGUGGGGAAGGUUAUGGAUUGAAUCUGAGUACAUGCCUGGAAGCCAUGGCAUUACUGAAGCACCUAGUGGUCAGCGAGAGUUAUGGCGGGGUCCACUCCACGGAGAGUGAAGGGACUGUGACCCCCAAACCAUCAUCACCGGACAAAGGGGAGAGUUCAUCAGAGGCAGAGGACAACACAAGAGCAGCCAGACACAGGAGGAACAGGAUGGAGGAGAGAACUGACCUUGAGCAUGUUGAUGUAGGGAGCCCAUCUCCUGAUGCCCAUGGGUUGGGGCAGAGGAGAAAGGGACAGGGGCUGUACAGAGCGAUGGAACUGCCUGAUGUCACAGGUGCAGGGGAGACUGGAUCCCUGAGACACAGAGAGGAUUGCCACGACAGUGGGAGCAGCAAUGCUGGGGAUAACCACAAGGGCAGAAGAAUAAGAAGGCCGAGGAAACAAAAGGAAUAUGUUGAUCCCCUAGAGCAAAAGUAUUUGGAACUGAAUGAACUAUUAAUGAAAGACUUUGUUGAGAAAAGGCUAUCAGAACACCCUAAUGCAUACAGGAAGUUGAGUCAUUUGUAUAAACCAUGUGUGCCUCAGACACACAAGCGACCCCCACAAAUUCCUUACUCUCAGCGAAUUAUGAGUGAGCACAUACUACACAAUCAGCUCAAGGGAGACAGAAUAAGGAGGAAAGGCGAUGCCUCAAGUGACACGUCUUCUAAUGAUGUUGAGAAGAAAAUAAUCAACCUAAGCAGUCUGAAUGUGAGCAGGGAUUCAGAAGGAUUCACUGACUCAAAGCCAGGAGUGUUGAGACGUAGACGACCUCUAAGUGCUACGUUGGAGAGAAAGUCAAGGCCAGAGCCUCAAGCAAGAGGUGUUGGUAAUGCAGGGCGAAGGAGCAGAAGUGUUGGUAAUGCUGGGCGCAGAAGGCAGGUAUCCCCUAAUAAAUCGAACCGGAGCGAGUCACUGAGCUGUGGAAGAACAGCAACAGACUCAUCUACCUGCACAAGUCCACGCAGAGUCACAGUGCCUGUUGACUGCCAUCUGAAAAAUACUCAAAAUGAAGAAAUGAGACGGUGGUUAGAAAACAAGAACAAGUUGCUAAGACAGGAGAGACAGCAGAGAAGAGCCAAGAAACACCAGGAGCGGAUAGAACAAAUGGAAAAAGUCACUGCCAUGUACGAACGCUCGGUGCUUUGCAAGAAGGAAAUCCAAGAAUGGCGGCGACGAAAACAAAAAGAAGCCUGGCAGAAAAACCAAGAGGAAAAAGUGGUGAAAGAAAUAAAGAAUCGUGAAGCAGCCCAGGAGAAGGAAUCAUUGAAAGCUAACAUAAAACCGUUGAAAAGUUGCUUGAAAUCUGGAAGUUCCCUGGAAAACCUUCCGUCUUUCCGUAAUGUAAAGGCUUCGACUGAUACAAACAAUCCCGAUAAUGAUGGUCAGCAUAACGACAAGUUUCAGCUAGAGGAAGAAGAGCAAGCCAGAAAAGCUGCUGAGCUGCGAGAGAAAGGCCCCAAUGCACCUAACAGGGCGUUCAUGUACAAAAGGCCUGUGACUGGUAAGAUUCGAUUUAAGAUGCCAAAGGCACCCAAGAGCGAAUCGUCAGCUCGUAGAACAAGCAACAUGACAGAAGAUGAAAGAAGAGAAAAAGCUAGAAUGUCGUACGACCAGUGGUUGGUUGGCAAAAGGAAGGAUGAAAUUAAGCGAAAGAAAAUGGAGGAUAAGAAGGAAAAUGUUCUGAGAGAGUCGGAUCCAAUGGUGCAUGUUCUCUCUGAGGCUGGAAAAAGACGGGUCAGUGCAGUGUUUCAGAAAAAGAAGUGUAUAGACACAGAGAUGAAUGAAGCUGGAACUGCUUCUAACAAUGCAGGUAGGCCAGCUUCUGUUAGUUCAACGUGCAAAUCCAGACCAAAGCCUUCAAGCAAAUCACCUCGCCGAGUGCACAGACGCCUGGAGAAUGUGAUGGAGAAUGAUAGCAAGUUAAACCCUUUUGUGCUGCCCUUUCCGCCUGAGCAAGGCGUUCCUCGACACGUUGCCGCAAAGCAGAGAGAGAUAUUUGCAGAGAAAGUCUGGAAGACGAAACAGGAAGACUCCACACCGGCGGGAGAGAUAAUCAAGAAAGAGGGACAAGAAAAUGGAGAAAACGUGAAUUCAAGGACAGGGCGUGGAAAUCAAGACACCGGUACCGAUUCCACGGAAGUCCCUGAGCAAUUUAGCGAUGGCGGGGAUAGUGAUGAAGGGAACCUCAGCCCUAGAUACGGCUUCAACAGGCGGUCUUCCCCUCUUACUACGUCCUCCAGUGACCAGGAGGCUACGGCAGCCGACGGAGGCGAUUCUUCAAAGACAUCGAGCGGGAAAACCAAGGCACAGAACGAUGAUACUGAUAUACUAAACACAGAUGGCGUCUUCCUAACAAGCCUUCAAACAUAUUAAAUAUAUUUUUGUGAAUCUUAAUUAUUUGCAUUUGCCUGGUGUCCAGAGAUCGUACCAUAUUUAAUUAAUGUAUUCAAGACAUGUUAUGAAGAGUAUAAAUUAUACCUGGAGACUCCUGUGGGUUUAUAUUUGACGAUCUUGUGCAAGCCCAACAGAAAACGGACUAUGUAAAACAUUUGUUAAAAUGAUGCAAGCAUAACUAGUGGUGCUACCUGGAUUUUAUGUAAUCUUAUGGCUGGAACUAUAUGUGCCUUCGUUCUGUGUAUUUUGGAAUCUUGAUUACAGCUUAGUAUUACUGUGCGUCUUGUAACUUUGCUGGAGUUGCACAUGGAUCCAAUUGACGUAUAUGUUUUAUAGCGUGAACACACUGUAGAUUUAGAUCGGCUAUAUUUUAAACUAGGGAUAACUGUAACUCUUAAUUAAAAUUUCCGUAAAACACUAAAGAGAAUGACAAAUAUUUGUACCUGGCAUACCCGACUUUAUUAUAACAAGAUAGAUAUGUCGCGGCAUAAUUUCAUAAAUGUAGGUGUAGGGUAAACAUUGGUCAGUGUUAUAUGGUAAACGCGCAUUGGCGUUGCGUAGCGUUGCUGUGUAUGUGUUGAAACUUAGCGACUGCUGUUACAUAUUUUUACCAACAAGCUAUGUUGUAAUUCUCCAUAAAACAUUAAAAAUUGCCCCAAUUCAU